Messenger RNA from Dracunculus medinensis (Guinea worm), 1137 nucleotides. NCBI's taxonomy places the organism in Eukaryota, Metazoa, Nematoda, Chromadorea, Rhabditida, Dracunculidae. The record is from the annotation of a GenBank genome assembly.
AUGGGUUUAUUGGUGAAUGAUAUUCGAAUUAAUGAUGAGCAGAAUCUUUUUGCGGUCUCAACUGAUGCCGGUUUACGUUUAUUUUGGGUUUAUCCACUUCGGCAAUUAAUAAAAUUGAAUGUCGAAGAUAUUGGCACACUGAAGUUCUGUUCGCUUCAUGCAACUUCAAAUUUACUUGCAAUGGCAGCAUUACCACUGGUUUCAACAGGAUUCGAACGCGAGCCAUUCUUCAUUGUCGGUGGCGAUCAUCUUGCCGUUGAGCUAUCGUUGAGCAUCAUGAAAAUAUGGAACCAAAAGUCGAAAAAGUUUAUUGGAAUGUUUAAUCUAACGAAGCCAGUUCGAAAUGUUAUUAUGACAGAUCGCCUUUUCAUCGCCAUAAUGGAUCGACAAAUCAAUAUAUAUUCUUUCCCAGUUGGUAAUACGGUCUAUGGAAGAUUUAUUACAGCUUAUAAUCCAAAUGGCUUUGGUGUUAUUAGUGAAGAAGGACAUAAGCAAGUGUUUGUCUUUCCUGGACAAAAAAGCGGGACUGUUGAAAUCGUGAAUUUACAAGAGCUUUCACUUGAUCAGUCUGAACAUUUUAACCCGUCUUUAAUUUCGAUAAAUUCGACAGAAAUUGCUGGACUGGCUAUGAAUAAAGAAGGAACUUUAAUCGCUAUUGGAUGUCAUUCUGGAAGAAUCAUUAAACUUUUCGAUGUGAGAGCAAGAGAUCUAAUAAAUGAUUUGUGGCGUGGAUCUGAUCCUGCUAUAUUUCAUUGUAUACGUUUCUCACGAUGUUCUUCAUUUCUUGGUGUAACUAGUGACAAGGAUACAAUACAUAUUUUUAAAAUUUCUCUUGAUAAAUUCGAUCAAAGAAGAACUUCCGGAGUGCUUCAAAAUAUCGGUCUAAGUAAUGAUAGUGCAAUUCGAAGCUUCGCGAAGUUCACUUUACCAUCACCAACUGUUGUUGAAUUAAUUUUUCCUAGUUCUAGCCGUGGUGAUUCAAACACGAAAAAAGAUUGUGGGUCGCUGAUUGCAAUUUGUUCAAAUGGCCAUUAUUUUCGUCUCGAAUUUAAUUUAGAUGGAUCAGUUAAACUCGUAGAUUUUGAUCUCUAUUUUGAAACAGGCAAUGAACAAAGUUUUUUCGAUAUUAAUAAUUAA